UUGCCGGGUAGGCAACCAAGAAUACUGUCGUGACGUCACGAGUCGAUUACUCAGUGGUUGGGGCGUGCCUGCCCUUAUAAUUAUCUCAUUUAUGUGAUAAAAUGGUGAUAUCAAUGUACAAAUCCGUGCUUAUCUCGCUAUGCUAUCUGUCUGUGUUUGCCCCUGAAAUCGACGCAAAUUGCACGAUACCGGUCAUUCUCAGGGGGAAAUGGUUCUCGCGUGAAAAUAACGUUAAUAACCAUGUUGAAAUCAACGAUCGGAUGAUGACCGAUCGGGGGGAGUGUGUGGACAUCCAGGACCACUUCCAUGUCAAUUACACCAUGCUUUUCAAGAACUACGACUGUUACACGUGUGUGAAAAUAAUCGUCCGCACUGUGAAUGUCUUGGAGAAGAUUGAAACCCCGUGUUUCGCCGUGAAACACUACGACGCAUCGGUGGACCGUGUGUGUCGCAAUCUGGACAACAGUCAGCAAAUUAUAACGUUGUUUUCGGAAAAUUACGUCCCGAUUAACUGUCGGUCGUCGCUCGAAGGAGUCUGGAAUUUUGCCUAUCAGAACAGGUUUAAGUUCACGGGGGAGUGUCGCCAUCCAGACGCCCAGAUUAAGUCGUGCCAAACGGCCGGAUCGCAGUUUUUGAUUUCCAACCAAAAGUUCAACAUCACGUACAAGAAGUGUCCCGGGAUGACGGGGACCUUUGAUGGGGUCGUUGAGUAUAGUUGUCUCGGGGCGUGGUUUGUUGGCAAAAACCACUACUUUGCCGUGGCCAACACAAAGGAGUCACGUGACGACGAGAAAUUCCGCUGUUUGCUCAAAAAUCGGGACGAUGAUUUGUACAUUGGUGUCUCGAUCACGGCCGAGUGUAACACCCUGAAGACCGUGGAGCAGAGCCCGGAGCGGUUGCACAUAUGGCCAAUCAAGAGCGAGGUGGUGGAGCCCGGCUGCCGCCUCCCGCAGAACUUCACCGGCGAGUGGAUCAACACGGCCAAUAUUGACGCCGACAUAGUGAUAAACGAGACUCACAUCAUCGAGACGUACUACCCGGACGAGGGUCGUUUCCGAAGGACGAUUUACGUGUGCCGGGAACAAAGGGACACUCGCGUGAUGAUGGCGCGGUUAACAGUCGACGGCUGUCAGAAAGACUACGUCUGUUUCGACUUCGUCCCGCAGCACCACAACGUGAUCAGGUACCGGAAGGGCAUCGCCGUGAUCAAAGACGACUUCCCCACGGUGUGCUCGUGGGUGCAGUUCCAGAACAAGGAGAAGUGGCGCUACGAUUUGUACCUGAAGCGCAAUCCUGUGCCGAUCAAGUGCCCUCUCGCCGGAAAAUUCAAUUUCACUCAAAAGGGAGAAGUGCUUUUUGAAACACGUAUUUUGGGUGGUGUCACGCUCAGUCCACGCCCCAACACGUACUGCAAACAAAACAUUUCCGAUUUUUCGGUCUGUGAUACCGAACAAAAAGAGAUUGCAAUUGACGAGAAUUAUUGCCUUUCGGUGGAUCACCUGGGGCGGCCUGUCGAUAUUUACAGUGAUCCCGAUUAUAAAAUGAAAUGUGUCGGCUUUUGGAAAGAGAAUUUAAAAUCGUAUUUAAUCACGUAUGAUGCGCUUGAUCCCUAUUCGAAGUAUCGCUGUUGGGUGUAUCAGCGCGCCGACUUGAACAGAAUUUUAAUGUCGCAAGCUAUCGGGCCGUUCUGUGAUUUGAAACAAGAUGUGACUUCGUGGAAUCACACGGAGGGCGCGGCUGUCGCCAUAGAGAUGCAAGAGUACGAGAGAGAACGUGACCAAUGUCCCAUGCACUUUGACGACGGCAGCAAUCCAUGGCAGGAAUCUGAAGACGUCGUCCAGGUUCUCACCUUUGGAUUUUUAGGGACUGACUCGGGUGUUAUUACCCAACCGUUUAUUCUUUUAUUUAUCGGCGGUAUAGCGAUUCUACACAUUUUGAGUUAAUCGAGUAACUCAAUUAUUUUCUGGUGGCGGAGCGGGAAAAGCUCCAUUCAUCGUGUUAUUUUUUCGAUUGCCAACAUUCUAUCCAAGUGUUCGAUUAGAAGAUAUUUACUCAUUCCGUCUUUAUUCAUUGUAAUUAGUGAUAAAACUGUUUAUGUGGCCUUGAAUCGCCUUGAACUGUUAUGCAAUUUGCAUCAUUAUGUAGUGUACAAUUUUCAUCUUUGUGACAAUCGAUCCGUCCAUUUAUUUGAUAUUUUAUAUUUUGAUCCGUCCAUUUAUUUGAUUUCUGUAUUGUUUAGUGUUAAAGCAAAUUUACUAACGAUUGCGCACGAUCAUCAUCACUCCGCUAAUAGAAGUGUCAUUUAUCGUUAAUAAAUCGACGUUUUAUACUUAAUAGUGUUAAGUCAAUUUGUAAUAUUUUGUAUGGUCAGAUUAAAUAUUUGUUGAGUA
Tribolium castaneum (red flour beetle) is the source of this 2390-nucleotide messenger RNA. RefSeq names its product undicht (gene udt). The record is from RefSeq and is a predicted model, not a curated record. Lineage: Eukaryota; Metazoa; Arthropoda; Insecta; Coleoptera; Tenebrionidae. Bases 102 to 1943 code for a protein of 613 amino acids. The transcript is spliced from 9 exons. Gene Ontology annotation, biological process: wound healing.